UCAGUUUCAUUUUGUAUUUCGUGGUGAAAACAUAUGCUAAGAUUGAUUGAUUUAUUGGUUUAAAAAAAAAAUAUAAUAAAUUAAAAAAUAUAUAUAGGUAUUAAAAGAAAGUGUUUAAAGGAAUUAGAAAUAAAAAUUUGAAGGAAAUAUGGUGGAAAAACAAUUGGAUAGAAAAAUUGCUUCCCCGGAAAAAUGUGCUCAAAGUGUUUUCAGCAUAAGCUUUGGCAUAGGUACUUUCAAAACCAGCUUUGAUAAAAUACACCUAGUUGCUGGUAUUUGGAUGCUACAACAUAUUUUCGUCUUCAGCAUUUAUUAUUCCCUCAAGGGCUGGCAGCAAGUACGAAUGAAAUUGGCCCGACACAAAAACCUCCAACAUUUAUGGUCCCUUUCUUGCCUAUUUAUCUAUAUAACCAGCCAAUUAGUAUUCGCCUAUGUGCCAACAAAGUUAUGUCUACAUUUAGAUCUACCUUUUGCUACAUCUUCAGUUUUGCUGCCGGAAACUGUUAGAUUAUUAAUGAAAAUGCAUUCUUUUGUCAGAAGUGUAGCGCCAAGAGUUCUAGCCGGAAAAUUAAAGGCUGAAGACCAGUCGGCAACAGCAAUUAAUUUUCCUGCAUUCAACAAAUAUCUGUAUUAUUUAUUUGCUCCCACUCUAUUAUACCGAGAUGAAUAUCCUCGCACCUCUACGAUCAGAUGGAAAUUUGCUUUGGCCCGUUUCUUUGAGGUGGUAGCCGUGGCUUUUCUCUAUAGUUAUAUCCAUGAACGUCAUAUCACUCAACAUUUUGGUAAUUUUGGUGUGGAAAAACUUAAUGCUGCCUCCAUUACUAUCAAAUUAUUUGGCAUGUUAAUGCCGAGCAUUAUAAUCUUCUUGGCUGGUUUCUAUAUGAUUUUACACGCUUGGCUCAAUUUUACGGCUGAGUUAAUGCGUUUUGGCGAUCGUAUGUUUUACAAGGACUGGUGGACUGCUAGUAAUUAUGAAGGCUACUAUCGCAAUUGGAAUGUAGUGGUUCAUGACUGGUUAUAUGAAUAUAUCUACAAGGAUUUCUAUAAUCACAUAUUUAAGGGUUCCAAGGCCCUAUCAUCGCUAACGGUGUUUGCCAUAUCAGCUGUUUUUCAUGAAUAUAUAUUGGGCUAUGCUUUGCAAGUUUGCUUUCCCGUCAUCUUUGUCUUCUUUGGUAUAAUAGGUGUGGCAAUGAUAUUUUUAACUCGUUAUAUUCCGAAAAACUUGGGAAAUAUUUUCCUUUGGUUUAGUUUAAUCUAUGGCAAUUGUAUGAUGAUUUCUUUGUAUAGCAUGGAGUAUUAUACACGUUUUAAUUGUCCUAAAAAGUUUAAUAGUUGGAGUGAUUAUUUAGUGCCUCAUUUAUGGAGUUGCUAUUUUAAGUGAGAACUAAGUCAAGAGGAGAUUUUUUUAAAAUAUUAUUAUUACUUUAAUAAGUUACUUUGUGAUACUUUAUAUUAUUUAAGUAUAUACUAAAAUUGGAUUAGAUUUUAAGUAAUUUUUUAUGUAAUUUGAUUGAAGCGUAUUUAGAGUCAAAUCGAAUAAAGAUAUUUUGAUGAAAGAAACUUUGGAAA
This is a messenger RNA of Lucilia cuprina (Australian sheep blowfly), 1569 nucleotides long. RefSeq names its product sterol O-acyltransferase 1. The record is from RefSeq and is a predicted model, not a curated record. The transcript has 3 exons. Gene Ontology annotation, cellular component: endoplasmic reticulum membrane. Bases 149 to 1381 code for a protein of 410 amino acids. Lineage: Eukaryota; Metazoa; Arthropoda; Insecta; Diptera; Calliphoridae. Gene Ontology annotation, biological process: cholesterol metabolic process.